Molecule: messenger RNA, 918 nt
Organism: Epithele typhae
Lineage: Eukaryota; Fungi; Basidiomycota; Agaricomycetes; Polyporales; Epitheliaceae
Exons: 4
Coding region: 1-918 (305 amino acids)
Source: RefSeq, a predicted model, not a curated record
AUGCUGCUCCCCCUUCCCACCUCGUACCUGCUCGCGCUGUUCAUCGCCCUUCUCACCGGCAGGAGCAGGGCAGCUUCUAUCGCACUUCUCUUUCUGCGUGAUAGCGACAGCGACAGCGAUUCAAGUUCGAGCUCGGGCUCUCACCAACAUCACGGCGUAACCCCUGCUAGUGGAUUGAAAAGCGGGCAGGUCGCUGGAAUAGUGAUCGGUUGUUUGAUCCUGAUCCUGCUCCUGCUAUUACUCGCGUGGUGCUGCUACAGGAGGAGGAGAACUAGGGUAUUGGCGAUCACGGCGUCAAAGGAGAGAGAAGCCGCGAUGGGGCAGUCACCGAUGAGGGAGGUGUCCUCGCCGCUCCUCUCGCAGCCCGGCCACUCGAGGAGUCCCACAUUGCUCAGCUCGUCCGGCGGCCUCCCGCCCCCCGUGUACUUGGAAGCCAAGACCGGCAACGGGAUGCCCAUUUCCCAGACCCAAGCCCAGCCUCAUGAGAUGCGCAACGUUGCCGCGAAUCGGCAGGAGCAAGACAACGCAAGCACCGAAACCCACGAGCUGGCCCCGCUUCCGAACCCGUACGACAGCGACACCCCGCCACGGCCCCCGCCGCGCGACUCGUCUCGCUCUCGCCGCGGGACCUCGCUCUACAGUGGCGGGAGCAGCUCGAACAGACGCUCGUCGACCGCGCCAUCUGCGUGGACCCACGACGAAAGCGGCGUGGCGCUGCUCGCGCGCGGGUCAACACAAACGUCCCACCGGACGACGGACUCGACGCUCACUGAGGAGCUGGCGGUAUACCAGAAGGAGUUGGAGGCGCAUCAUAGGAAGGACUCGGAGGACGCGGUGAUGCGCGAGGGGCGGAUCGGAGAGGGCUCCAGCGUCCCAGCCGACCCCCCACCGCGGUACACGCCUUCGGAAGGAGCAUGA